Messenger RNA from Hypoxylon fragiforme, 408 nucleotides. RefSeq lists its product as uncharacterized. Bases 1 to 408 code for a protein of 135 amino acids. The record is from RefSeq and is a predicted model, not a curated record. Lineage: Eukaryota; Fungi; Ascomycota; Sordariomycetes; Xylariales; Hypoxylaceae. The transcript is spliced from 3 exons.
AUGUCUACUCACACUGAACUUGGUGCCAUCAUCGUCGUCACCGAACCUAAAGAGGGUGACAACGUAUGGAUUGCCAAGCAGACCGGUCUGGGCAAAAAUCAACCGCCCCGUAAUGGCGAUCCCCGCUCCAACAAAUGUUUCGACUGGUCUUUCGAAGUUGUGACGCUCAGUGGUUGCGUGGACACCGACAAUUUUGGGCUGACGGUCACUGUUUCCGUCAUGGGAUUCAACCUCGGGACCUUUGGUGGUAAUCUGAAGGACGGGAUUGUGGUGAAAGUCGAUCUUUUUCUCGUCUCGGGCGAGAUGAAGUUUUACCUCAAGAAUAGGAAUGAGCUCUGGGUCCAUUUGAACCUGAAGGUCAAGUGGGAUGGCAGUUGGGACACGGAUUUGAAGAUCCUAUCGUUCUGA